Magallana angulata is the source of this 1082-nucleotide messenger RNA. RefSeq lists its product as uncharacterized. Lineage: Eukaryota; Metazoa; Mollusca; Bivalvia; Ostreida; Ostreidae. Gene Ontology annotation, molecular function: nucleic acid binding; zinc ion binding. The coding region runs from base 4 to 807 and encodes 267 amino acids. The transcript has a single exon. The record is from RefSeq and is a predicted model, not a curated record.
ACUAUGUCCGAGCAUGAGGACGCAGAGUUAAAUCUUCUUUACGACACAUCAAAUCAAGGCCGCUCUCAACGGGUUUCAAGGGCACCCGAGGUUCAGUCGACACGAAGUACUAACGGCAACGUAAGUGACUUGGCGGAUGCAGUAAGUUUGUUCAAAAGCGUAAUCGAUUCUCAGUUUGCAUCAUUAUCUGAAAAACUUUUGACUGAACAGAAAGCUAAUGCAAAAAGUCUCUCUAAGAAGAUAAAAGAAAGCAAAAGCACGCGAAUUCAAGGGGAAGGAAAUCGCAUUCAAUACAUUUUUAACGAAGAAAUUAUUGAAGACUUAGACAAUCUUUCCAUUGUUGUUAACGACAGUUCGGCUGUUUCUGUAAUAAAUGAUAUUAAAGAAAAAUUGCAGAAGCGCAAUAAGCUUAUCAGAAUUGCAGACAGCAGUCCAGCAGGAUGGAAGACUGUUAGGGAAUACGAGCAGAAUGACUACGCAGAUGACUCGGACGACGACAAAAAGAUUCGCAGCGCGGAGUCACGGGCUAUGCGGCAGAAAUUCCGGGGGAGGGAACGGCCCACACCGUACAGCCGUUCGGUGCCAGCAGCAGCAGGGUCUCAGGCGCAGCUUUCCUCUGGCAGUUUUGGUGGCUACCCUCUACUUAAUCAGCCCUUUCGUGCCUUUGGGGGUUCAAGGAGAACCCCCCAGCUUUCAGACGUGUGUCACAGGUGCUUCAAGACGGGACACUGGAAAAGUCGAUGCCCCCUCAACUACACACAAUCCGCCACAGGGUCUGCAGGGGCAAGCUCUUCAGCCGGUCAAUGAUGAUGAGUAUUACUAUAGUUCCAGCUGGUCCGGUAUUCUCAAUAUUUCGAAAAGCAUUAAAGAAAAUUUGAUUUCUUAUGAUAGAAAAUGUAAUUUGAUAACAGGUAGAGUCAAGAAAAGUUUAUUUCAUAAUCUUCAUUUUUGGAAAGAAAUAGAUGUUUAUGAUUCGGUUUUUUCUAUGAUCAAAAAUGGAUAUUCCCUUGAUUUUGAAAUUCACCCCCCUUCAAAACACUUUGAGAAUAAUAAAUCAGCUAUGUAAAAUGACAAUUUUGUUU